Molecule: messenger RNA, 3804 nt
Organism: Talaromyces proteolyticus
Lineage: Eukaryota; Fungi; Ascomycota; Eurotiomycetes; Eurotiales; Trichocomaceae
Product: pentatricopeptide repeat protein
Exons: 1
Coding region: 1-3804 (1267 amino acids)
Molecular function (GO): protein binding
Source: RefSeq, a predicted model, not a curated record
AUGGUUUUUAAACCAUUCACCCAUCUCGCGCGCCAGAACUUCGCAAAAGCCUUCACCCAUGGCUAUGCUCAGUCGGUAGUUGCCGCAUCCCAAUCCACUUACUCGACUCCCUCCACCUCGCUCAACCAGCUUGCAACCCACUCCCUAAAAUAUUCUCGCACCACCCAACUCCAGAAUGCCUUCCAGAACACAUCCAGCUCAUCCGGUGCCGGUGCCAAGGCCAGCCAGUCGACCUCGGGCUCAGGCGACUCCGGCUUAGCGGCCUACUAUGCCGCCUGGCAACAUGCCCAGCAAACAGGCGACGACAGUGACUGGAGACAAUUCCAAUUCAAGCGCCGUAUCGGUUGGAAAUCAAAGGAUGAAACACCCGACAAGACUAAGGAUCAGCACGACGAUGAAUUCGCACACGAUGGCAUACGUGAUUUAAAAAAGGCUGCCGUCAAUGUCGACGUGAGUGCCAAGGUUGAAGAAGCCGUUGCACGCGAGAUUCAGAUUCAAGAAGAGAACGCCGAAGCGGAGGAAAGUGCCCAGGAGGCUUCACGCGACGAGAAUUCUGCCAUUGUAGAUGGCGAUGCGGAACAGCCUGUCGACGCACUCGCAGAGAAGUCUCAUUCUGCUUCCACUAAGGUAGUCCAGCUGGCAAUUGCAGAGAAAUAUGGGGAGAUACCGGCUGCUUUUGAGGAUCUUAUCAGAGACGGCCUCACUCCAUCCGUGGAGGCAUACAAUGCAUUGCUAGUUGCUGCUAUCAAGUUACAUACUGAUUCAGCUCAGGCUGUGCCCAAGGCCCUCGAUGUCUACUCAGAUAUGCUUCGCCGACGUGUGAUGCCAAAUAAAGAGACAUACAAGACAUUAAUUGCACUUUUGGUCUCGCGAGCUAUCGAAACUUCUGCCGCGAAGGUAACCCUGGAGCAGCAGCGUACACGAUUCGGCGGCUUGGAGGAACCAGGCAAAUUCCUGUUUCGCUCGAGCGAAUUGGAGAGGGAGCUAGUAGCAGAAGACCACUCGCUGAGCAUUGCCAUCAAGCUUUUUGAUGCUGCAGUCAGUCGCCAUGAAGAAAUGGUUUUCCCGAUUGAAGUUUACAAAUCGCUCAUCACCAGCUGUGCUGAGGAAGGAAAUGUUGAGGACAUGAUUAGGAUUUAUGCUCACAUCGAAUCUCAGAAGCUUGUCCCUCAUGCAGCCAUCUUCCCGUCGAUGAUCCGCGCCUUUGCCAGUAUUGGCGAUUUGAAGAGCGCCGUUGAGUGCUACAAUGAAUACCGUGAACUGGCAGUUGCUGAUGACAAGGGUAUCUUCAGCAUUGUAGAGCGUCGCGAUGGUGAUGUCUAUGCCGCCUUGGUUGGUGCCUACUUAUCUUGCGGCAAAAAGGAAGGCGGUAUGCGUUUCCUUGACCGUAUUCGCGGCUCUUUCGCAGAUGCCAAGGAGGAUCGUGAGUCUCGUUUAGAGGCAGUGGAGUCAAUUAUUGUCCGCAACGCUCUUGUCCAAGACUCUCUCGAUGCUGGAAAUUUUGCGCAAGCAAUUGAACAAGCUACUUCUCAGCUUCAGGGGGCUGCUUUCCAGCGAGCCAUGGCAGACAUCUGCGUCGCUGCCGCGGACGCGGGCAAUGUGGCUGUUGCAUCUCAGUCAUACGAUCAUCUGAUUGCGGAGUCAGCGGAUGCCAUUCGCUCCGUUGUUCCGAUGUUGGCGCUGCACAUUAGACAAGGCAAUGUCUUGGCUGCAAGGGCAUUCUGGGCUACUCUGACCAAUCUAGAUCAGGCAACCUCGGACUUAGUCCAGCCGACUACCAUGUACGUCGUUGCUCUCCUCAAGAGCGGCCAUGUUGAAGAGGGUUUGAUGGAAGCACGCAAAAUGUUCAACCGCAUUCGGAAUGACGCCCCUGCUCAGCAGCUACUUCAAGCUCCUGUCCGAGAAGAAAUUGACGAAGCCAUCGACCUUCUUGGUCGCGUGCUCAUCAUGCAGUCCGGCAUGAUCAUCUCGUCCUCCGCUGCUAUUACUCUCAUCCGGUCAAUGGUUGAGAAUGGUGGCUUGGUUUCCCCCAUUGCUGAACAUACUGUCGCUAGCCUCGGCCCAAUGGGUAUUUCUCAGCUCAGUGUGGAUGAUCUUACGCUCGCUCUUCAAGUCCAAUCCGGAAUGAUUGUCAACAGUAGUGUUCUGGACGCUCCUCAUUUGGUCCGCUUCGCCCACAUGGUUGAUGUUGUUUUGUCCACUGGAGUCCCUAUGGAUGCCUUCACCACACGACUCGUCGAUCAGGCCAUCCUGAAGCUUUCUGACAGCCGACCAGAGCUGGUACGCAGAUGGCAAAAUUACUUCGCCCCCAGUCCAAGCAAGCAAUCACUACCAUCAUCCAGCCCCUACACAUCGGUAUCCGAAGCUUCGCAGAUGAAUUCCUCAGCUACUAGCGUGGAAGACAAUUACGAUCCUUAUGCUUACUCGACUGAUUAUCGGGGCUCUGCCAUCAUUGCGGACGAGCUCGAAUCUUCCAGCGGCCGAGGCAUGUCUCAGCUGAACGGGGCUUUGACUAAACUGCGCAACAUCCGUCGUCUCGGUCGUCAUCCACGCUAUAUCACUUAUGCCAAGCUUAUCAAUGCUGCAGCGAAAGGCGGUCGUACGGACUUGACUCGCGAUAUUCUAGCAAUGGCUCGGAGCGACGUUCCUCUCUUGCCUCAAUACAGUGUUGUUAGAUACGGCUGGGUUUCAAUUCUGGAUGCCAUGGUCGCGGCAUCCCUGACGCUUGGCGACCGCAACCUAGCUGCCAAGUAUCAUCAAGAAUUGUUGGAUAUUGGAUCAGCCCCAUCUGCUAACACAUUCGGUCUCUACAUUACCACAUUGAAAGAAUCCACCAAAACUUUCGAUGAAGCAACCGAAGCUGUCAAGAUCUUCCACCGUGCAAAUGCAGAGGGUGUUGAGCCAACUUCUUUCUUGUACAACGCCUUGAUCGGCAAGCUUGGAAAGGCCCGUCGCAUUGAUGACUGCCUCUUCUACUUUGCGGAAAUGCGUGCCAAUGGGGUUCGCCCAACCAGUGUAACUUAUGGGACCGUCGUCAAUGCUCUCUGCCGAGUCAGUGACGAACGUUUUGCUGAGGAAAUGUUUGACGAAAUGGAAUCCAUGCCCAACUACAAACCACGCCCAGCUCCAUACAAUUCGAUGAUCCAAUAUUUCCUCAACACUAAGCGCGAUCGUAGCAAAGUCCUUGCUUACUACGAACGUAUGCGCGCACGGAACAUCGAGCCAACAAUGCACACGUACAAGCUGCUUAUUGACGCCCAUGCCUCCUUGGAGCCAGUUAACAUGGAUGCUGCGGAGCAGGUUCUUAAGACUAUCAAGGCCUCCGGUCAGCGCCCUGAAGCCGUUCACUACGCCUCACUGAUCCACGCCAAAGGCUGUGUCCUCCGCGAUAUGGACGGUGCUCGUGCCAUCUUCGACAGCGUCAUCUCAAACAACCACGUGCGUGUUCAGCCGUGUCUGUACCAGGCUCUCCUCGAAUCCAUGGUCGUCAAUCAGCAAGUUUCAUCUACCAGUGCCAUAGUCCAAGACAUGGAAAACCGAGGCGUUGAGAUGACCCCCUACAUUGCUAACACACUCAUCAAUGGCUGGGCCGCUGAAGGCAACAUUUUCAAGGCCCGCAGCAUCUACGAUAGCAUCGGCACAGACAAGCGCGAACCAAGCACCUACGAAGCCAUGACCCGCGCCUUCAUCGCUGCUGAAAGCCGCUCGAAUGCUGUAGAAGUCGUUCAGGAGAUGGUAUCACGUGGCUACCCAUCGGCUGUCUCCGGCAAGGUUGUGGAAUUAAUCGGUGGUGUCACCGCCUGA